This is a messenger RNA of Xiphias gladius (swordfish), 564 nucleotides long. RefSeq names its product guanylyl cyclase-activating protein 2-like. NCBI's taxonomy places the organism in Eukaryota, Metazoa, Chordata, Actinopteri, Istiophoriformes, Xiphiidae. Gene Ontology annotation, biological process: visual perception. Gene Ontology annotation, cellular component: cone photoreceptor outer segment; photoreceptor inner segment. The coding region runs from base 1 to 564 and encodes 187 amino acids. Gene Ontology annotation, molecular function: calcium ion binding; calcium sensitive guanylate cyclase activator activity. The transcript has 4 exons. The record is from RefSeq and is a predicted model, not a curated record.
AUGGGACAAGAGGAGAGCCACAGCGAGGAGAUGGAUUUAGCCCAGAUUCAGGAGCUGUGCAUCAUCUUCAUGAAGGAGUGUCCGAGCGGUGCCCUGCACCUACAUGAGUUAAAGAGGAUCUUCGGGGUCCCAAGCAGCUCUGCAGAGGAGUCCCUCUACAUAGAGACAAUAUUCCGCUCCUUUGACACGAAUCAGAAUAACACACUCGAUUUCCUGGAGUAUGUAGCGGCACUUCACUUGAUCUUACGGGGGAACCUCGAAGAUCGGCUCAAGUGGUCUUUCAAGAUGUAUGACAAGGAUGGAAAUGGCAAGCUGGACAGGCAGGAGGUGAAGCGGAUCAUAAGGAUUAUCUACAAACUCAAGCUCCGGACGAGCGACGUUGGCAUGACUCCGUCCGAAAUCUGCGACAGAAUCUUCGAUUUGGUCGACCAGAACAACGAUGGUCAGAUAACCUUGUCUGAGUUCAUGGAGGGAGCUCAGAAAGAUGAAUGGGUCAUGAACCUGCUCAAGCUGGAUGUCAACGCCACCGGCUGGGUGAUCCAGAACUGCGGGAAAUCGCCGUGA